AUGCGUGGUCGUCUGCGUGCUCUCGAUCGUGAAGACAUCGAUUGCCUGCUUCACCUUGUAAGGCAGAAUCCUGACUAUUUUUUGGAUGAGCUCAUGCACCUCCUCGCGACAAACCAAUUCAUAUCUGUCCAUUUCACGACAAUCUUCCGCAAGCUCGAACGUGGUGUAAGGAUCUUUGUGGGCUGGGACUGCUCAGGCUCGUUAUCUUCGUCAUCAGAGUCAGAGUCAGGUUCCUCUUCCUCCGAAAGUUCUUUCAUUCGAAUAUCGUCCUCAUCGGACCCAUUGGAAUCAAGGUCACUGUCAUGCUCUAGCAGGCUCUUGUUUAUAAACGGCAUGAUGAUAAUGAAUUACAGGGGAUGUGAGUGUACAAUGAGCAAAAUUUCACUAAGUCUAACAUUUCCUAAUUGA
Molecule: messenger RNA, 408 nt
Organism: Suillus paluster
Lineage: Eukaryota; Fungi; Basidiomycota; Agaricomycetes; Boletales; Suillaceae
Exons: 3
Coding region: 1-408 (135 amino acids)
Source: RefSeq, a predicted model, not a curated record